This is a messenger RNA of Caretta caretta (loggerhead turtle), 2482 nucleotides long. Its product is annotated as gasdermin-A. The record is from RefSeq and is a predicted model, not a curated record. Gene Ontology annotation, biological process: defense response to bacterium; pyroptotic inflammatory response. Lineage: Eukaryota; Metazoa; Chordata; Testudines; Cheloniidae. Gene Ontology annotation, molecular function: phosphatidylinositol-4-phosphate binding; phosphatidylinositol-4,5-bisphosphate binding; phosphatidylserine binding.
AAUGCUGAGAUGGAAAAAAAACGAGAGGACCAGCUGCUUGGAGGCAGAAUUGAAAGCAAAAAAAAACAACCCCACACUUCGGCAGGUCGGUUCAGGCAACCACUUCCUGUACUGUCACAGGAAGUAGAGAGGAAUCAGGGUUUUUUUAAUUUCAGCUGCUGAAAAAGGAAACUCUAAGAGGCCAUGCUGAGACGAGGAGAGACAUAGCUGAUCACACCACUAACAAACUGGUCCUGCCAAGUGUUCAGGCAGAGUGUUAAAGGGUACAUCAGGCUGCAGACAGGAUGUUUCACAAGGUAACCAAAGACCUGGCAAAGCAGCUGGCUCACGAUGGAGAUCUGAUCCCAGUUUGCAGCCUUAUCGACCAAGAUCAAUUCAGACCCCUAAACCUCGUUCGAAGGCAACCAAAAAAGAGAUUAUGGAGGACUCAGCACUGCUACUACAAAACAGGAUUUAGGCUCUGUGACGUUCUGGUACCUGGACAGGACAGCAGAAAUCCAGAUGUUCAGGAUUCACGCUCGAUCACUGUUAAGGAUUACAUUGAUGGCACAGUAGCGUGGACUAUUAAGCUGCCUGAUGACUUUGUGAGAACGGAAGUGACAGGAGCUACCAGCACCUACCAAGGGAAGUCCAUCAAGGUGAAAAGAGUAGAGGUCAGCCCAGCAGACCUUAUGAUGCUACAAGGAGAAAGGAAAAUCAACAUGGACCAUUCCUUCAUUGAGGGUUUAAGGAAGCGCAGAGAGAACUUGUACGUGAUCAAUGAGGCUGUACAGGCUUUGGAGGAGACCACAUUUUCCAAGUCCAGUACCAUAGAAGGCAGCAUUCUGAAUGAGAUCUGUGUCCAUUUUUCAUUAAAGGGCACCAGAGGCAGCCAGAGAGUCAUAGUUAUCCCUAAGGACUGUGUCUUGGCAUUCAGAAUCAAGCCUCUCAUUAUUCAAAGUGAAUCAUGGGGCAUUUCCCAUUAUCCAGAUGAUGAAACAUUUGUUGCCGAUGGUCCAGCAGAGGAAUCUGAUUACUCCCCAGAUAGAGGAAUGGAAGGCCUACAGAGAGAAGUUGAAAAGGAAUGUGCAGAGCUCUCACAGUUGUCCACAGAUCUGCGUGCCAAGUUCUUAAAAUCAAUCAUAGCCAUGAUAAUAAACAUCGACCUCUUGCAAGAACUCAAACUCAAGCUAGAAGAGGCUUUUGAAGAUGCUGAUAAAUGUGAGCUAAAGAGUGAGAAUCCAGACUUGGAAGACUUGCUAAACACUUUACAGGAUUCUGCAGGAAACAUAAAUCUUUACCUUGCUGGGCCGGUUCUCUACACUCUUCAAGCACUUGGUGAGCUAACUGCGGAUCAGUUAUUGCGGCUGGCACAGUCUGUGAAGAAGCAGAUUGUAUCCAAACAGCUUGAGCUGGUCAAGAGCAUCUUGAAGCAAGAUUUGCACCUGAAAGAAGCUUUCAGCCUGGAUGCCAAGCUGGUCUCCUCGCUGCAAGAGGAGGAACUGAACAUAACCAAGGCAAUGAUAGAGCUGGGUGGAGUAACACUACAGAGUAAUGGACCUUCUUUCACUGGGACUGGAGACUUGGCAGCUUUCUCAGCCCUCAAAGCAUUGUAUGUAGCCUUGUAUGCUUUACAUCUUCUGUCUAGAUCAGACUAGACAUGACACCUUUCCUCACAUUAGAAGGGAUGUCAAUAGAAAGACUGAAAAAAGAUUUCCUGAGGUUGAUUAUGGGAAGUGAGUUUUUCUCUACAAAAAGAAUCCCCAAUUUUAUACACACCCAUACACUGUAGCAACCUUUCUUUGAUCUGGAUGAGACUCUCUUCAUGUCUCCUCAGUGCUGCUUCUAGAUCAGUGGGUGGGAGAAGGGGACUGUUGCAAGUUGCCUGGCAGCCAAAGAAAGUGAGAAACCAGAACCAAGAAUUAAAACACGUUCUCUCAUGACAACCCAUGGCCCAGGACAUCAUGAGCUUGUCUGCCAUAUUUUGGCAAAACCGGCCAAUGGGAGCUUUUUUUUUUUUUUUUUUUUUUUUUGGAGGGUGCGCCUGCGGGCCAGAGCCGGGCAGAGCUGCUUGCGCACCUCUGCCUAGGAGCUGGACCUGCCGCUGGCCGCUUCAGGAGCGGCACGGUCCGCGGUGCCAGAAUGGGCAUGAAGCCUGCCUUUGCACCCUGGCUGCACCACUGACCGGGAGCUGCCAGAGGUAAGUCAUCUUUAUCCUGUUUUUCUAGUUCUGAUAAGGUGGGUAAGGUAAUAUAUCUUAUUGGACCAACUUCUGAUGGUGAAAGAGACAACCUUUCGAGCUACAGAGAGUUCUCCUCCAGAAGAAGAGCUCUGUGUAGCUUGAAAACUUCUCUCCUUCACCCACCAAAGUUGGUCCAAUAAAAGACAUUAUCUGACCCACAUUGUCUCUCUGAUAUCCUGGGACAAACACAGCUACAACCCUACGAUUUUGUAGUUCUGUAGUUUUGAUUAUGGUAUUAAUAAAACUCAGUUUCUCUGUGUG